Messenger RNA from Labrus mixtus (cuckoo wrasse), 1050 nucleotides. RefSeq names its product TAF9 RNA polymerase II, TATA box binding protein (TBP)-associated factor (gene taf9). Lineage: Eukaryota; Metazoa; Chordata; Actinopteri; Labriformes; Labridae. The record is from RefSeq and is a predicted model, not a curated record. The transcript has 7 exons. Gene Ontology annotation, biological process: RNA polymerase II preinitiation complex assembly; DNA-templated transcription initiation. Bases 57 to 800 code for a protein of 247 amino acids. Gene Ontology annotation, molecular function: protein heterodimerization activity; transcription coactivator activity; RNA polymerase II general transcription initiation factor activity. Gene Ontology annotation, cellular component: SAGA complex; transcription factor TFIID complex.
UCGUUUUUUAAUCUGACAACCGUAGAAGAAGAAGCGAAGGCGCAGCGGGGGAAAUCAUGUCUGCUCCGAAAACCAUCCCUAAAGAUGCUCAGGUGAUGAUCCAGAUCCUGAAGGACAUGGGGAUCACAGAGUACGAGCCCAGAGUCAUCAACCAGAUGUUGGAGUUCACCUACAGAUAUGUGACGACCAUCAUCGAGGAUGCCAAAAUCUACGCCACACAUGCCAAGAAGUCCAAUGUGGAUGCAGACGACAUCAAACUAGCCAUUCAGUGCCGGAUGGACCAAUCGUUCACAUCGCCUCCUCCACGAGACUUUCUGUUGGAGGUCGCGAGGCAGAAAAAUCAGACUCCUCUCCCACUGAUCAAACCGUACACUGGACCUCGACUUCCUCCAGACCGCUACUGUCUGACUGCCCCGAACUACAGACUCAAAACUGUGCAGAAGAAGGUGAUGUCCUCUGCUGGAAGGAUAACUGUGCCUCGUCUCAGCGUCGGCGCUGUCUCCAGCAGGCCAAGUACGCCAACCCUCGGGACUCCAUCUGUUCAGUCCGUCACCACUAAAGUCGGAACUCCAGUGUCUCUGACGGGUCAGAGGUUCACGGUUCAGAUCCCACCACCCUCCCAGACGGCCACCGCAAAAAUCACGACGCCGUCGACGCCAGCCGUCUCCAACGUCCUCAUCAACCCGUCUCUGAUCGGCUCCAAGAACAUCCUCAUCACCACCAACAUGGUGUCACAGAACUCUGGAGGAGAGUCGCUGAAGAGGAAGCACGAAGACGACGACGACUACGACGCUUUAUGACGACAUGACUCCACACAGCUUUCAUUUUUGAUAAUCCAAAAACAGAUCGAUCCCUGCUUCUGUUUUCAGCACAAACUGAUCCUGGUCAUGUUUGUUUAGUCUUCUAGAACAUUUUACAAGAGAGAAGAACCAAGGUGUUAUCCUUUUCCCACUGGGAGCAGACCAGUACAACCAGUCUGCUGCAAGUCUCAGAGCGACCCACACUGCUCUGAUGUUUCACUGAUUUCAAAUAAACUACAUCAAAAUAAAA